This is a messenger RNA of Cynoglossus semilaevis (tongue sole), 4604 nucleotides long. It is a transcript of the gene wdr62, whose product is annotated as WD repeat domain 62. Gene Ontology annotation, molecular function: protein binding. The record is from RefSeq and is a predicted model, not a curated record. Gene Ontology annotation, cellular component: cytoplasm. Bases 327 to 4439 code for a protein of 1370 amino acids. NCBI's taxonomy places the organism in Eukaryota, Metazoa, Chordata, Actinopteri, Pleuronectiformes, Cynoglossidae. Gene Ontology annotation, biological process: negative regulation of canonical NF-kappaB signal transduction; positive regulation of JNK cascade. The transcript is spliced from 33 exons.
CGUUUCCUGGAUGUGGACACAAUUUCCUAUAGCAGCGUGUCCAUUGGUCACCUAGGGACAUGAGGGUAAACAUUCUUCCGUAAUUGGUUAGUUACUAUAUAGUAGGCGGGGAUUUUGUUCAAAUUGGAGUCCCGCCGCUGAAGAAGGUAUCAAGUUUCUUCAGUUCUUCUCAAGUUGAGACAGUCGUCCAUCAUUAUUACGAGAGAUUUUUUAACUCGGCCCUUUUCACUUUAGAGGGCUUGUAUGGGUCAAAAGUGCCUUGUGGAAACGUACUUCAAGUUCUCGAUUGAUUGCCGUGACGUUUUAGUGUGUGUGUAAAGAGUGUCAUGGCAGAGUUAGCGGAUAUCGGAUUAUUCGCCGCCGUAAAGAAGAAGACUGCAGCGGGGAGAAGGAGCCGGCAGAGCCAGCAGAAGAGAAGCUCAAGCGGCCGGGUGUCUCUGGAGAAGGUUCUUGGCAUCAGCACAUCCAGCAGCAGUGGUUUGACAUCUGACCCCAACUCUGGACUCAUUGCCUAUCCUGCAGGGUGUGUGAUUGUGCUGCUCCAACCAAAGACAAACAAUCAGACUCACAUCAUCAACACUUCCAGAAAACCCUUCAGCGCUCUUGCAUUCUCUCAUGAUGGAAAAUACUUGGUCACUGGGGAGAGUGGUCACAAGCCCUGUGUACGAGUGUGGGAGGUGGGCGGAGCUCAGGUGUCUGAGGUUCAGUCACAUAAAUAUGGAGUUUCCUGUGUGGCAUUCUCUACCAACAGUUCCUACAUCGUCUCUGUGGGAUACCAGCAUGACAUGACUGUCAGUGUGUGGGACUGGAGGAAAGGUUCCAUCAUUGCCUCCAACAAAGUGUCAAGCCGUGUCUUUGCCGUCUCCUUCUCUCAGGACAACAGUUACUUUGUCACUGCUGGCAACAGACACGUGAAGUUCUGGUACCUUGACGCCUCUAAAGAACGACGGGUAAACAGCACAGUUCCUCUGAUUGGUCGUUCUGGGUUGCUAGGAGACCAUAAGAACAGCAUCUUUACUGGGGUUGCAUGUGGGUGUGGCCUAAUGGCAUCCAGCACUUACUGCAUCACCAGUUCUGGGCUGCUGUGUCUGUUCAACAGCAGACGGCAGCUGGAGUCCUGGGUCGACCUAAAGACUUCUUCUGCGAGCUGCUUGGCCGUCAGUGACAACUUCAUCUUCUGCGGUUGUGCUGAUGGUGUGAUCCGUGUAUUCAGUCCGUCUAACCUGCAGUACAUAGCCACACUGCAGCGACCACACCGCCUGGGAGUGGAUCUGAGUCAGACUGUACCACAGGGCCUUCUACCUGCCAGUCCAGGUGCUCACUACCCUGACACUUUGGCGUUGACCUUUGACCCUGCUGCCAACCUCCUGACUUGUGUCUACAAUGACCACAGUGUGUACGUGUGGGAUGUAAAGGAAGUGAGGAACGCAGCCAAGCUGUACUCAGCCCUGUACCACAGCAGCUGUGUGUGGAGCAUUGAAGUGUAUCCAGAGCUGUCAGAUGAUUCUCAGGCCUGUCUGCCUCCGUCCUCCUUCUUCACCUGUUCAUCUGACAACACCAUCAGACUCUGGCAAACAGAUGUGUCUGGUUCUGCUGCUGCAGCAGCACAGAAGAACCUUUACAGCAAUGACUUGCUGAAGAUUCUUUACGUGGGUGAGAACACACAACACCUGCAAAACGAUGGGGACAAAGGAGAGCUGCCAGGGGCUGAUGGGAAACCUGGGGUUCGAGUGUUGGGAAUAAGUCCCGAUGGACAGCACCUGGCUGCUGGAGACCGAUGUGGGAACCUGCGUAUUUUUGCUCUGCAGUUUCUUGAUGAGAUUGUGAAGAUCGAGGCUCAUAACUCUGAAGUGUUGUGUCUGGAGUUUUCACCAGCAUCUACAGGUGUGAAGUUAUUGGCAUCAGCCAGCAGAGAUCGACUGAUUCACAUCUUCAACCUGGACAAGAACUACAGCCUGGAGCAAACUCUGAACGAUCACUCGGCCUCCGUCACAGCUGUGAAGUUCACAGGGGAGAGUCCUGAGGUGACCAUGGUCAGCUGUGGAGCAGAUAAGAGCAUCUACUUUCAGACGGCAGAGCAGACGGCGGAGGGCUUGUCUUUCUCCAGGAGGCACCAUGUGGUGGAGAAGACGACUUUGUACGACAUGGACCUGGACUCAUCCCGGACACAUGUGGCUGUGGCCUGUCAGGACAGAAGUGUCAGGGUUUACAAUGUGGAAACAGGAAAGUUGAAGAAAUGUUUAAAAGGUUCAUCCAGUGAUGAAGGAUACCUGGUGAAGGUUCAGAUGGACCCUUCUGGAAGUUUCUUGGCCACCAGCUGCUCAGAUAAAAACAUUUCUAUUUUUGACUACGAGUCAGGAGACUGUGUGGCUACGCUUUUUGGACACUCGGAGUUCGUCACAUGUAUGAGGUUCAGCCAGGACUGUAGACACCUCAUCACUGUCUCUGGAGACAGUUGUGUGUUUGUGUGGCGGUUGGACUCUCAGAUGACUGCCACCAUGAGAAAGAAACAGGACCUGAAGCUGAAGGUUGCACCUCAAAUCUGUGGUCAAAAAGAGCUGAACAUCAGGAGGGAGACCUUCAUCACUGUUCCCUCCCUUCAGCUGCUGCAGAGAGAGCAGCACCAGGAGGAGCAGGAGGAGCUGAGUACACCGUGCAGACUGGACUCUGAUCAUGAAAACCCUGUGCUUCAGACCAAUGGAAAACUUCCCAUGUGGUUGAGAAAAAUGGGUCACGCCGCAGCCCCCGUUGUUGUCCAGACCAGUGAUGAGCAUCAGCAGGUGCGCAGUAAGUGGGCAAAGCAGAUCAGCCCUCUGAACAUUUGCUCCAACUGCUCCCCAAGUCCCACUCAGAGUCAUGGGGAGGUAGAGGAGGAGGGGGAGGAGGAAGAGGGGGACGAGGCAGAAUUCCAUCCUCAGAGUCUGGAGAGUAUGCUGGAGGAGGAGGAGGAAGAGGAGGAGGAAGCAGAGGUGUCAAAGGUUAAAGGUGAGGAGUGCAGAAAGUCCACCUCGUCUCCAAACAAUAGCAGCGCCACAGACCGGGAACUCAGUGAUGACGUGGUGACAAACAGCCAGCACUCUUUGGUACAGCUGGAGGUCAAAGGUCAGGUGGUGCCGCCAGUGUGGAGCAGUCAGCUGAGUCCAGACUCUGCCUGCUCUGAAGGCACAGCAGGAAGUAUGGACCAACAGCACGCCCCAGACACAGACUCACUGAGUCAGGGCAGCUCUGUGGGAAGUCUGGGUCUGGAGGAGGAUGACGACAGAAACCCCCUGGAGAUUUACUUUGAGACCCUGGCCUCCAGUCUGGGUGAAGAAAAGUUUGACACUGACCUGGCAACCCUGCAGCCCUCAGAGGAAAAACACUUCCUAAAUCCACGGCUUAGCAUCUCAGCCCGCUUCCUGUCCCGUUUCCAGGACAGACUCAGAGCUCGGCCCAGUCGUCCUCUGCAGAUCGUCUCCAUUCCAACCAGGAUCUCAGAGGAAACCUUAGAGAACACCUCGGUGAACGUUUCUCCCAGCAGCAGCGGUACGUCCAGAGGGUCGGCUCGGAAAGAGCAGAGUGGAGUGAAGAACAACAGGUCCAUCCACCUUCGAAGAGCCUCGUGUGUGAUAUCCCAGCAGCCCCCUCGUCAACCAACACGUCGACGAAGACACACUGUUGUUGUUGUCCAGUGCAGAGAUGCAGUGGGAGACAUCACCUCCAGGAACGGUGUUGUGUCUGGUGUUCAGCAGAGGUCGCCAUUGCUGGAAACAACACCCAGCCCUAUAGUCAAAAUGAGAAAAGAAGACUUGAAAGUAUCUGAAACCUUGACUAGUCUGGACCACAGCGCCACCUGUGUGAAGAAGAGCAGCAGUGUUGAUCUGUCUUCACAGAAGUCUCCGUCUUGUGCUUCUACUAAGACCCUAUGCAAGUCAAUGGCCACACCCAGCAGGGUGGUGUCACUAGGUGGAGACAGCAGGUGGAGCCCCAACAGCAAUGAGGAAACACCAACAAAUGCAAAUCAGACGAUCUCUGCAAACUUGGACCCUACGCCCACUCCCUCAUCCACCAAAUGUCACCUGAUGACCUCUGACAACCUCACCUGUCCCUCUGACAUCCCCAGCUGCUCUGUCUCCAGGCUGGACAAAGGUCAAGAUGUAGAGUCUGAGAAGCAGCUGAUUGUCCAGCAGGUGGCAGACCAGCUGAGAGAGACAACCAGACAAGCCGUUCACCUCUACCAGCAGUUCACCCUUUCACCUGAGGUGGCGCAGCAGCAUAUGCAGAUGUCAACCAUCCUAAAGGAAGCGUUUGAUUUUGUUCUCUGCGAGCUGCAGACGGUGUCACACAGUCCCAGCAGAGGUCCUUCAGAUGAACUGGGGGACAGAGGGUCACUGUCUCUCCUGGAGAAAUACUCUGAGCUGCUGGUUCAGAUGACCAGGGAGAAACUGAACCAGUUCUAAUGCACUAGAGCGGACUGUGUGCUGUCUAAACAGUUCACAUGAAGAAGAGACUGGUUUUGCAUCAGUAUUAAACCCAUGCACCUUAUUUUUGUUUUGUUUUUACACUUUCACUGUUUGUACAUAAGCCGUAGUUUUUGUGUUCCUUAAUAAAUGUUAAAAUUCAAA